Molecule: messenger RNA, 2885 nt
Organism: Salmo salar (Atlantic salmon)
Lineage: Eukaryota; Metazoa; Chordata; Actinopteri; Salmoniformes; Salmonidae
Source: RefSeq, a predicted model, not a curated record
AUCAACCAAUGAUUGUGUGCAAUGUCAUCAACUGUGCAGUCUAGCAACAGAUUAUAGCCUGGUUGACAGGCGACCCACAUGACUAUACACAAUUCAAGAAUUUAGAGUGAGGCUGGUGUUAGCAGGACUAGCACCAGAUCGCUAUAGCAUAUGAUGUGAUUACCUGAUCCGCAAAAUACCUAUCCAGGGGUUGUAAGAUCUGGCAUGCAUUCGCAAAGUCUGAUUAGGGGAACACGACUGUAUGAGACGCAUUCCUCUGCCUCGGUUUUGCUGAGGCAUUCCAGAUAUUACAACAACGCCUGGAUAGGUAUUUUACGUAAUUCCGGAAACAUUUCUCAGGUCUGUGUAACAGUGGGGACGUAUUUAGUAGUUACACCAUGGAGCCCUGCUCUGAAAACGUGAAAGCUGUCAGGAGAAGUAAAGAGGAGAAGAAACUUAUCCGAAAGCAAAUCAAAGCCAGUCAUAUUUUACUGAAACAUGAGGGUAUAAGCACAGUAUCACAGCCCACCAAGAGCCUGGUGGUGGCUAACGGUGGCCUAGGUAACGGUGUGAGCCGUGAGCAGCUCCAGGACGUGCUGGGAGAGGUCGGCGAGGUGGAAACCCUGGUUAUGCCCCCACACAAACCCUACGCCCUAGUGACCUACAGGUCAGAGGUCAGCGCCCAGAGAGGACACGCCCUCAACGGACGACAGCUGCAGUGUGGGGACCAGAUUGUCACUCUGUACCUGAGCUAUGUCAACACAGUGGACAGUGAGUUGUGGGGGUGUGUGGACUUCCCCCCAGGGUUGGUGCUGGUUGAGGAGUUUGUGUCUCCAGAGGAAGAGGCUCUCCUGCUGGAUGCUAUAGACUGGACGUCCCACGAUGAGAAUGUCACUGUGCAGAAAGUCCUGAAGCACAGGAGAGUGAAGCAUUUUGGUUACGAGUUUCGCUAUGACAACAACAACGUGGACAAAGACAAACCGUUACCUGGAGGUCUUCCCCAGGUGUGUGUCCCUGUGCUGGAGAGGUGUGUGAGGGACAGACACACAGAAGUCAUGCCAGACCAGCUGACUGUGAACCAGUACCAGUCUGGACAAGGUAUUCCUCCUCAUGUGGACACUCACUCUGCCUUUGAAGACCUCAUCCUCUCCCUAAGCCUGGGUGCUAAGACGGUGAUGGAUUUUCGUCAUCCUGAAGGCCGCUCGGUUGCCGUAGUGUUGCCAGAGCGCAGUCUCCUGGUGAUGAAGGGCGAGAGCAGAUACCUAUGGACCCAUGGGAUAACCCCCAGGAAGUUUGAUGUGGUGCCAGCCUGUGACCCAAAAUCCCCUGCUGCAGUGACCUCUGACCUCAGUAACCAUAGUAACCUCACCCUAAGUAGGAGGGGCACCAGGACCUCUCUCACCUUCCGUAAGGUGCGCCGCACACCAUGUGACUGUGGUUACCCCUCGGCCUGUGACAGCCAGCAGCCUACUGCCCCUCCCUCGCCCCCCUCCCUCCCUCGCAGCCAGACUGACGCAUGCCGUCUGGAGGCGGAGUUUGUGCACCGCGUGUACGAGGAGAUCGCUUGUCACUUCAGCAGCACUCGACACUCCCCCUGGCCACGCGUGUGUCACUUCCUGUCUUCCCUAGAACCAGGAAGCAUUCUUGCUGAUGUGGGCUGUGGGAACGGAAAGUACCUGGGCGUCAACCCUGAAGUGAUUGCGGUGGGCUGUGACCGUAGCAGUGCUCUGGUCCAGAUCUGCUCUGAAAGAGGCUUCCAGGCCUUUGUGUCAGAUGCCCUCAAUGUACCUCUACGCAGUGACACCUGUGAUGCCUGCAUCUCUAUUGCAGUCAUACACCACCUCUCCACACAGAAGCGGAGGCAGGCUGUGGUUGAGGAACUUGUUCGACUACUGAGGCCUGGAGGACGGGCUCUGAUCUAUGUGUGGGCUGUGGAACAGGAAUAUAACAAGCAGAAGUCCAAAUAUCUCAAAGAGACCAGACAACAGGGUCCUACAGGCGACUCCACGGACCACAGCAACCAGGAGUCAAAGAGUCUUACUGGCAAUGCCACAGACGCCCACAACCCGGCACAGGAUCUUUCAGGCAAUGCCACAGACGCCCACAACACAGCACAGGAUCUUUCAGGCAUAGCCACAGACGCCCACAACACAGCACAGGAUCUUUCAGGCAUAGCCACAGACGCCCACAACACAGCACAGGAUCUUUCAGGCAUAGCCACAGACGCCCACAACACAGCACAGGAACUUUCAGGCAUAGCCACAGACGCCCACAACACAGCACAGGAACUUUCAGGCAUAGCCACAGACGCCCACAACACAGCACAGGAACUUUCAGGCAUAGCCACAGACGGCACCAAGGUCCACCGUGAGACAGAGAGUCCAGCAAAACUGAGCGUUCACACCAACCGCACUGCCUUCAACUCCCAGGACCUUCUGGUGCCCUGGCACUUCAAGGGUGGAGGGAGAGGAGGGUGUAACCAGGGGAGCGGAGGGGAUGAACAGGGGGAACAAGGCUCCAAAAAUACUUUAGACCUCCACACUGAAGCCCAGGCCCCUGUCCCCAAUACUGCUCCCAGCCAAGUGUUUCACCGCUACUACCAUGUGUUCCAGAAGGGGGAGCUAGAGGAGCUGUGUGUCAGGGUUAGAGGGGUGACCAUUCAGAGAAGCUACCACGACCAGGGGAACUGGUGUGUCAUACUGGAGAAAACUGGAGACAGAUAAACAAACACUUUCAACGUUUUUGUAAAUGUGCUCCUGAACUGAUAAACAUUGAAUUCGGAAAUAAAUUAGCUUUUCGCCUCAUCAGAUAAAGAUGAGACAAUUAUACGAACCAAUUAACCGUUUUAUUAUCUCUGAUUUAUUGUAAAUAAUAAAGAUUGAAAAACAAAAUGUCCUUCAAAUUAA